This is a messenger RNA of Owenia fusiformis, 2168 nucleotides long. The record is from the annotation of a GenBank genome assembly. NCBI's taxonomy places the organism in Eukaryota, Metazoa, Annelida, Polychaeta, Sabellida, Oweniidae.
GGAUGAAACUUUAGUCAUGUUUUAUAGAUGUCACUGUUGUAUACACUAUACAGUCGGCCAUUUUUAAGGAACAAAUUUCGUAAAAAAUUUGCAUGGAAGACAUUCAGAUGGAAGAAGGCUACAAUGAUGCCACUAACCAUCAGGCCACAAGAAACAGUUCAGAUAUUACACAAUCAAUUUACAACAAGGACUAUACACAGCUGAUGCAUAUUCUACAUGAUGAAUACCAAUCACCAACUGAGUUUAACCUAACUUUCCUUCACAGUCUAGCUAUAGAGGCAAUACAGUCGCAGGACUUAGAAACUUUAGAAUGCCUCGUUAUGAGCCAGCCAUCCCUAGUUAUGAGAGUCAGGAAGGAAGACCAGGAAAAGAGGCUGAUUCAUUAUGCUGCAGAGAUGGGGAAUGUUGAGCUUAUGAAAUGGGUUGUGAAUAAAGGAUCGCCAUUAAGUGUAACAGACAAAACUGGCUAUUCUGCUAUGCAUUAUGCUAUAGAGGGUCAUUUUCUAGAAGCAGUUGCAUUUCUACUGAAAGAAGGCAUUAGUGUUAACAGAGCCAGAUCUCGAGAUGGUUAUCUUGCAAUACACCUUGCUGUCAUGAAAGGUCACUUAGAGAUGGUGAAGCUUCUCAGAAACAGGGGUCAUGCGGACCUGAAUGCCUUGACAAAACCACCAUCUGGGAUCUCUCAAGAUAAUACAGAAAACAGACCCAUACACAUAGCAGCUCAACUUGAAGACUAUCUCAUGUUGGACUACCUGUGUGUAGCUGGGGCAGAUAUAAAUGGCCAGAACUCCAAGGGUGAUACAGCCCUAAAUAUAGUUGUAAGAAAGGAUAAUGAAGACCUUGUUAAUUAUCUAUUAAACCAUGGAGCGUCUACAGAAAUCUUCAACAAUACAGGUUUUACUGUACUACAUGAUGCAGCUCUAUCUAAUACUCCAAGGGUGAUGCAGAUUCUAUUGGAACAUGGCUGUAAUGUGGACACUUUAUCAUACAAAGAAUCUCCUCAAGAAAGUGACAAAGCAGCUCUUGGCUGUACAGCAUUACACUAUGCAGCUACACAUGGUCAUACUGUGAUAGCAAAGAUGCUUCUUGAUAAAGGUGCUAAAGUAGACAUUCGGGCAGUUAGUACUCUGAGAACUCCGUGUAUUAUGGCUACUGAUGGGGCACACUAUGACAUUCUACAUGCCCUACUCCAAGCAGGAGCUAAUGUCAAUAUUCCCGAUGUACAGAAUUCGACUGCUCUUCAUGUGGUGCAGAAUAUAUCAAGAAACAAGCAGGCACCCAGUGCAAUAGACAUUACACAGCUUCUUAUAGAAUAUGGUGCAGAUCUCAAUUACCCAGACUCCCAUGGGUUCACUCCACUGGAUAAGUGUGUUGGUCAGCUGAUGAGACAGAACUACAACAAACAUUUGCUCAGUCUACUAGUGACAUCUGGUGCCAGAUUGGAACAAUCCUCAAAGCGAAGUACCCAGCACAGAUCACCAAACUCUUCCCUUUGUUGGUUAGCUUGGAAGAAGCAGCUAAAAUCUGCCCAGUUCCUUAUAGAAGCUGGAUGGAGCCUAACCACAGAAUCUUGGAUCACAUUCACUGCCCCGAACAAACAAUUGACUGAAUUUCUCGAUUCUGUUCAGCGUAUGUUGAGACACCCACCAAUGUUGCAGCACUCAUGUAGGAUGGCAAUUCGCAAACAUUUAAUGGCAGAGAGUGACAAUCGAGAGAUAUUGACCAAAGUUAGUCGAUUGGAUUUACCAAAUCGUUUGAAAAGCUAUAUCAAUUUGGAGGUUGAAUCUGAAGUUAUGUUAAGUGAUUCUCAGUGGAGAAAUGAUGAGUUUAUAGCAAUUAUAGGGCCAGUGUAGUGUACUGAUUCUGAAAAGAAAAUACCAACCGACCAGUGCAAUGAAUCUUAAGGAUUAGACUAAAAGAACCAGUGCACUUAUUCUCGAAGAAUUAAAGCACUAGAUUAAAGGACAAGUGCAUUGAUUCCUGGAAAUCUUUAAUUACACUCAGAAUACAGCAAUUAUUUUGAGCUAGUCCAUAAUGUAGUCUAGGAUGUUGGGUAAUGUGUAUUGAGGAUCUUUGAGGUUCUCUAAGGUUAUGUGUUAGCAUACUCUGUUAAUUUUAAACAUAAAAAUCAAUCAGAAAAUUUUACAUAUGGUGACUCUAGUUUUUAC